AACCGUGCUAUGGUGGUGGUUGUCGUUUUAUUACUAUAUGAUUAUUUUAAUGACCCGGAUAAGAUCCGAGGUGCCGUACUUCCAGAAACGUGAUGCAUGAUAAGGGGCGCAACAGCAUUCCCUUUCCCAGUUUAUGAUUCUUACGAGUGUCAUGCAAGCUUUAAAGCUAAAGCUCCAGAAUUCAUGACUCAUCCUUAUCAUUCGUGUUAACUCCGCCACGUGUCACCGACCCAACCUCUCCUCUUUAUCUUCUCUCCGUUUUGUUUUCCUACUCUCCCUCGCAGUACUAUAAUUCACACGGUUACACGCUCCACCUCACCAUCAUCUUCUCACAUACCCAAAAUGGCAAACAGAUUUCCUCUUCUCUCUUCCAAACAAUUUGCCAAACACCUCCAUUCAUGUCUUCCUCCAGUCCCCCUAAUCGCCACCAACACAAGGUGCUUCUCAACUGCUUACCCACGCCCUCAAGGUCAUGAUGAUGAGGAUGGUGGAGUGACAGGGUACGUGGCUGAUGCAGCAAAACAAGGGACAAGGAAAGCAGCAGAGGUUGUGGAGGAUGUUGGAGCAGCAGCCAAGGAGACAGCGGACAUUGCAUGGGACGCUACAAAGAAGGCUACCCAGAACAUUAGAGAGACAACUACAGCAGAAGCUGAUACCAACGUUGUUGACACAGCGGAGUACAGGUGUGCUGAGGAUCUGAAGGGACAGCUUGGAGAUGGAUGUGACAAGAUGGAGCUAUAGUUUGUAUGAAUGUCAGUUUAAUUUUGUGCUUUCUUUUCUUUUCCUAACAAGCUGUGAUGUUCACUUACUUUCCCAUCACCCCAAACGGUUAAGCUGCUUGUGAAUGUAAAGUGAAAACGUUGUAGCAAAGGGGCUUGAUAUUUUGGAUAAGUGGACAAUGAUCACUUAUAGGGCAUGAUAGACUCAUAAACUACUUAGUUUGAAAUAUUGAACUUGUAUUUUAACUAGUUUUCAUGAUAAAUUGAGGUAUAUAAUAGAUUCUGAAACUCAAGUUGGCAUGAAUAUUUUCUCUAGAAAAAUAAGUUAAUUGUUGGCCUUUUGGACUUAUUCACUUAUGUCUGAAGUUGGCCAGAAUCAGAUACGCACAAGUCCUCGUCUAAAGUAGUAGCAAAAACGACAUGCCAUGAAUCAGAGAAAAAGCAAGUCUACAAAAGGGCAAUAUCAAGUGAUAUCAAAAAAGAGGGGAAAAAAAAGAGCAAUAUCGAGAUUUGCUGUAUCUUUCAAGAAGGCUGUAAGGAAACUUCGUGAUCACAUACUUCAAAACUCGGCUGCGAAAACUAGACGCAAACUUGAGGCUUAAUUGAUGUAAAAGCUUGGGACCAACAAAUUCCAUACUCAGCAAAUUCCAUACCACUUGAAGAUUAUGACCACGUAGCUGUCCCUUCCAUAUCUUUCAUUAAAAGACAAUGAAGAAUUUUCUACCACAAGGCCUUCUCUCAUUUGUCCUUCCACAUUAGAAUUCUUCACAACUGUACUGCAUAAUGCAAAAGAAAACAACCAAAAAAAAAAGGACCUUCUGAGAUGAUAUCACAAAUGUAUUCUUCUGAGUCCUCCUUUCUGCAAGUCUUCACUAUGUGACAAACAGAAGAAGAAUAAAAGGAAGAAGGGGGUGGACCAAGCCCACUGUAAGAGAGUGAUAGGUGUUACAUUCUGAUUCUCAUGGACAGAAUAGGAAGAGGAAUGCAAAAUUCUGUGAAUGUAUAACUAUUUAUUUCUGCAAGACUCUUAACAAUACAUUAGAUAUUGAAUCCAGUGCAUAAAUGCCUCUUCAUCCUGCAUAUCUUAGGUAAAUGCUUAAUCUUUCCCAUUGAAGUAAAACCAAGUAGAACAGAGAGAUAAGGCCUACCUAAGUCCAACUCAAACGGUCGGCAACGUUAGAGUAACAAAAUAAACAAAGGGCAAAAUCCUCCUCCUUCCAGGUGUACUUCAGCAUCAACAAUGAAGCAUUUGGAAUUGACUCGCUUGUAUUUAUCUGUAAGCCUAUCAUUUUCCAAAACACCAUUUAUACAAGAUCGAUCCCCACUACCCACUAACUGCAGGAUUCCAAAAUUUCCUGUGUUAAGUUAUCAGAACUUCCAGACCCCUCCUCCAUGCAUCCAUUGCCUCCCCUACACUAAAUACAAACAGAAAAAAAUCUUAUGUUGAUACUAAAUGGUCCACACACUCGCAAUCACCUUGUCUUUUCUACCUUUGUGCUUCCUAUAAAUAACCUUCUUUCACUUCAUUGCUCCUCAUAGUCACAGGUUUCUUCCUCAUCAUCACUCCCACCUCUUUGUCAGCUGCACAAUGGAGGCCAAGAGUAUUGAGAGGAAACGACCAUCCACUGAGCAGUCAAAGCAUAAAAUAAUUGAAGAAGCAGAUGAUGAAGAAGAGGAAGAAGAGGAAAUGAGGGGCGGUACUGGUGGUCGUGUAGAAGAGGACAAGAAGAAAGGAAUUGGUGGGAGUAACAGAAGAGGAUCAAGUGGUGGUUAUAGAGUUUCUGCACCUUCCUGCCAAGCAGAGAGGUGUGGAGCUAACUUGACUGAUGCAAAGAGAUACCAUCGCCGCCAUAAAGUAUGCGAGUUUCAUUCCAAGGCUUCUGUUGUGAUGGUUGCAGGGCUGAGGCAGAGGUUUUGCCAGCAAUGUAGCAGGUUCCACGACAUAGCGGAAUUUGAUGAUGCCAAGAGGAGCUGCCGGAGGAGAUUGGCGGAGCACAAUGAGAGGCGGCGGAAAAGCAAUGCCGAAACUCACAGCGAUGGCGGCGAAAGUCAUCAUAACCCAAUGGAAGGCCGUAUCAGGCAUGUUGAUGACAGGGGAAGAAGAGGGAACCAGAUGAACUUUAAUUCUGGGAAUUGGAGCAGCAAGUCUUUCCAUAUCAGAUGAAGCUAAACAGUUACAGCGGCAGGCUCUCUGUCUUCUGUCAUCUCCUGGCUUCCUACCUACUUGCCAGGGCACAUAACUUUUGUUCUAAGAAUAAAUAAGGAAGUUUAUCAGCUUUUGCUUUUAACUUGUGUAAAAAUUUUUUAGUGAUUUUGGUUUCACAGGAACUUAA
Molecule: messenger RNA, 3052 nt
Organism: Prosopis cineraria
Lineage: Eukaryota; Viridiplantae; Streptophyta; Magnoliopsida; Fabales; Fabaceae
Product: squamosa promoter-binding protein 1-like
Exons: 4
Coding region: 2308-2883 (191 amino acids)
Cellular component (GO): nucleus
Molecular function (GO): DNA binding
Source: RefSeq, a predicted model, not a curated record